Messenger RNA from Conger conger (European conger), 5322 nucleotides. RefSeq names its product exocyst complex component 6B (gene exoc6b). Gene Ontology annotation, biological process: intracellular protein transport; Golgi to plasma membrane transport; exocytosis. The coding region runs from base 82 to 2643 and encodes 853 amino acids. The transcript has 23 exons. The record is from RefSeq and is a predicted model, not a curated record. NCBI's taxonomy places the organism in Eukaryota, Metazoa, Chordata, Actinopteri, Anguilliformes, Congridae. Gene Ontology annotation, cellular component: membrane; exocyst.
CGAGUAGGAAGAGGAGCCGGGGAUAUCUACGCUGUUUUUUUAGGUGACGCAGCCGGAGCGUCGUGUACUGGGAUAUGGAAGAUGGCGAGUCUGGAGACAGCCGCGGAACACGAACGGAUCCUGCGGGAGAUUGAGAGCACCGAUACCAAUUGCAUCGGACCCACUCUGCGGUCGGUGUACGAUGGCCAGGCUCAUGGCCUCUUCAUGGACAAGCUGGAGGGCCGCAUCCGCAACCACGACCGCGAGAUCGAGAAGAUGUGCAACCACCACUUCCAGGGCUUUGUGGACUCCAUCACCGAGCUGCUCAAAGUGCGCGGAGAGGCGCAGAAGCUGAAGAGUCAGGUGAUCGAGACCAACCAGAGACUGCAGAACGAUGGGAAGGAGCUGCUCUCCCCGAUGGAGGAGCUGAAGCUCUGCCGUCUGCAGCAGAGGAACAUCGCCACGUCCAUCGACAAACUGACCCACUGCCUGCCAGUCCUGGAGAUGUACAGCAGGCUCCAGGAGCAGAUGAAGGCCAAAAGAUACUACCCGGCGUUGCGGACGCUGGAGCUGCUGGAGCAGACCUGCCUGCCCCAGGCGGGUCAGUACCGGUUCUGCUCCAUCAUGGCGGAGAACAUCCCCCGCCUACGCACGCAGAUCCGGGACGUCUCCAUGUCCGACCUCAAGGACUUCCUGGAGAGCAUCCGCAAGCACUCGGACAAGAUCGGAGAGACCGCCAUGAAGCAGGCACAGCUGCAGCGGAGUGUGGACAGUACCCUCCCUCACCAGCAGAGGGCGGGCAGCGGACGGAGAGCCCGGAAGGAGGCGGGGGCCAACACGGACCUGGACGGGCACGGCUGCAGCCCGCUCUCCGAACAGGACUCCGGGAUACUGGACGUGGAGGACGAGGAGGAAGACGAGGUGGGGGGACCCCUUAAUUCACCUGCAGUGCUCAAUCCAGCCCAGCGGCAGUCAGAUGGUGCGGGCGUCUCGUGCUCUGUGGCUCCCCCUGGUGGUCUGAUGGUGUACGUGUCUGUUCGGCAGGUGCCCGGAGCCCAGGACCUGGUGGACUUCUCCCCCGUGUACCGAUGCCUUCACAUCUACACCGGGCUGGGCGCCCGCGACACGUUUGAGAGCUACUACAGGAAGCAGAGGAGGAAACAGGCACGCCUCGUACUGCAGCCUCACUCUAACAUGCAUGAGACUCUGGACGGGUACAGGAGGUACUUCAAUCAGAUCGUGGGGUUCUUCGUGGUGGAGGACCACGUCCUCCACACAACCCAGGGCCUGGUGAACAGGGCCUACGUGGAGGAGCUGUGGGAGUUGGCCCUGUCCAAGACCAUCGCUGCUCUUAGGACACACUCGUCUUAUUGCACUGACCCUGACCUGGUUCUCGAUCUGAAGAACCUCAUCGUGCUCUUCGCCGAUACCCUGCAGGGUUAUGGUUUCCCAGUCAACCAGCUGUUCGACAUGUUGCUGGAGAUCCGAGACCAGUACGGAGAGAUUCUGCUCAAGAAGUGGAACCUGACCUUCAGGCAAAUCCUGGACCUGGACAACUACAGCCCCAUUCCCGUGGCGACGGAGGAGGAGUACAGGUGCAUCACGGGCCAGUUCCCCUUCCAGGACCCCCAGCUGGAGAAGAUGCCCUUCCCGAAGAAGUUACCGUUCUCUCAGUUUGUUCCCAAAGUCUACAGUCAGCUGAAGGAGUUCAUCUACGCCUGCCUCAAAUUCUCAGAGGACCUUCACCUAAGCUCCACAGAGAUCGAUGACAUGAUCCGCAAGUCCACCAACCUGCUGUUGACUCGAACCUUGAGCCACUGCCUCCAGUACGCCAUCAAGAAGAAGAACGUGGGACUCGCGGAGCUGGUGCAGAUCAUCAUUAACACCACGCACCUGGAGCAGUCCUGUCAGUUCCUGGAGGGAUUCAUCUCCAACAUCACCAACGUGCCCCCCGACACGGUCAACGCCACCAAGCUCUACGGGACCUCCACCUUCAAGGAUGCGCGUCAUGCUGCUGAGGAGGAGAUCUACACCAAUCUGAACCAGAAGAUCGAUCAGUUCCUGCAGCUGGCCGAUUACGAUUGGAUGGCGGCCCAGGGGGGCGGGCAGGCCAGCGACUACCUCAGUGACCUCAUCGCUUUCCUCUGCAGCACCUUCACCGUGUUCACCCACCUGCCCGGGAGGGCCCUAGAGCACGCUGCCAUGUCGGGUAAAGUGGCGCAGACGGCCUGCAUGUCUGCCUGUAAGCACCUCUCCACCUCCCUGCUGCAGCUCCUGCUGGAGGCUGACGUCAGGCAGGUGUCCAUGGGGGCCCUGCAGCAGUUCAACGUGGACGUCAGGGAGUGUGAGCGCUUUGCCAGAGCCGGGCCGGUGCCUGGGUUCCAGGGAGACACACUGCUGCUGGCCUUCAUCGACUUGAGACAACUCCUGGACCUCUUCACCCAGUGGGACUGGUCCACCUACCUGGCUGACUACGGCCGCCCCACCUGCAAGUACCUGCGUGUGAACCCCCACACCGCCCUGGCCCUGCUGGAGAAGAUGCGGGACACGAGUCGGAAGAACAACGUCUUCGCCCAGUUCCGCAAGAAUGAGCGGGACAAGCAGAAGCUGAUCGACACCGUGGUCAAGCAGCUGAGGAACCUGAUCUCCGCCCACCAGUCCUAAGUGCCCCGCCUCAUUGGCUGUCGCAGCUGGGCUGACUCCUCCCCCCCCCCCCCCCCCCCAGCUCUAAUUGGCCGCUUCAACCUAGGGACACUCGUGUGACCAUAGGAAGCAGUCUGUACCCAAACACUCCUGCUUUGAUGAACGCUCUCAACCCUCCCUCCCUCCCCGCCAAACACAGCCGCCACAGGAGAAGCCACGCCCAGAAACCACCCCCGACUCCCUUCCCCCAAUGCAGAUGACCUCUGUGCUCCAAACUGACCCGGAAGUGGUUUCCCCCCCGUGAACUCCUGCCUUCUCUCCCCCAGCUCGCGUGUCGCAGAGAGACGGGCGAGGAGCCCUGCGUUUCUCACGUCCUCGUCCAGCUGCGCAGCCAUGCCACCGUGGGUCCGAUUGAGCCGAACGCAUUUCUCAAGGCACCUCCACCUUUUAAACUGCUUCCUACCUGCUCACCUGCACACUAGGAGGAGCCUGCGGAGAGGCAGACCGCCGGUCGCUCUCUGUCCUCCCCAUGACGAUUCUCUGGAUAGACCUCAGUCACGAUGUACUUUUGCUGGAUUUCACUGCGCGUCUAAAAGGCAACAGACCAGUCCCUAUGUGCUGUGUGGUCGCCAUAGCUACUGCACGCCCAGUGGUAACCUGAGUAUAACUGGAAGCUGCUCGGCCCCAGAGCUAUGACUGUGCAACGGAUCGUUGCCCACAUCAGUCACUACGCCCAAACGGAACAGGGGAGAGUUGGGUCACAUCUACGGCUACGCCCAAACGGAACAGGGGAGAGUUGGGUCACAUCUAUCGCCACGGCCAGCUGUACCGCGGACAGUUGGGCCACAUCCGUCUCUUCGCCUGCCUGUAGGCCCCCUCCUGUCACGUGCUGUGGUGUUCACGCCUGCGCUCUGUGCUCCCGUCUCCCCCCGGUCACCUCCCACCGACGCCUGCGUUCCUCUGGGGCUCGCCACGCCCCCCUGCGCCGCAGUGCACUCUGGGAAGCCCUGGUCCUCGGCGGGGGGUUUCCCCCGGGUCCGUUUAGCGUGACGGGGCCGUGGAGGAACAGGGCAGCGGGUCACGCUGCGGAGGCCUUACCUGACCCUGUGACCUUUGACCUUGUUUGAGUCCCGUGUUACGCUGACGGUCCCCUCUGCGAAUGUGCUGAUGUGCACUGAGGGUUGAGCUCCCCUCCCCUCCCCUCCCCUCCCCUUCAGCCACUCUUCUUCUGGGGUCCUGAUACCAAAGACUGCCGUUCCUGGAGGGGCUCUCCGCCGUCGGGCAGAGAGGCGGAUGUGGGUGUGUGGGGAAGGGGGUGGGAGGAGGACAAUCGUCGCUGUGGGGAGGGAGUAAAUGAGUGUGCCUUCUGCAUACAGCCCCUGGGUCUUCUCAUGACAAACUGUCCACAGUCUCAGCCCCCGAAAUCAUGCUGUAUGUGUUCAUCAAAUCUCUUAGGUCUUCCAGUCUCUAUGAAUCCCCAGGGGGUCUCAAUCUACGUGUAAACUUAUAAGCACAGCUAAAAAAAAAACUUAAAAAAAAAACAAACAAAAAAAAUCUAAAAAAGUAUUUAAUGAUCUAAAUCCUCCCUGUUUGUCAUUGUCAUAUUAAUGUGGGUGCAAUACAGUUUUAAUGUAGGGAGGUUGGAUUGCAUUUAGGUGUAGUUUUUCUGGGUGGGGGAGAAUAUGGGGGGUGUGAGUGUGUGUGUGUGUGUAUUGAGGGGAAACUGAUGUGCGUUUAUCUCAUUUAAAGGGAUUGUUGUGAAAUAAAGGCGCAUAUUUGAUCACACAGACAAAAAGGGAAAAGACCUGCCCAGUCUUCCUGGAGGAUAACCUGCACUGUCAGCCCAGUCUUCCUGGAGGAUAACCUGCACUGUCAGCCCAGUCUUCCUGGAGGAUAACCUGCACUGUCAGCCCAGUCUUCCUGGGGGAUAACCUGCACUGUCAGCCCAGUCUUCCUGGAGGAUAACCUGCACUGUCAGCCCAGUCUUCCUGGAGGAUAACCUGCACUGUCAGCCCAGUCUUCCUGGAGGAUAACCUGCACUGUCAGCCCAGUCUUCCUGGAGGAUAACCUGCACUGUCAGCCCAGUCUUCCUGGAGGAUAACCUGCACUGUCAGCCCAGUCUUCCUGGAGGAUAACCUGCACUGUCAGCCCAGUCUUCCUGGAGGAUAACCGACCGGGAGGUGCAGAAUGUUGCCCAGUCUUCCUGGAGAAUAACCGACCGGGAGGUGCAGAAUGUUGCCAAGUUAGCAUUUCUUUUUACACGUGUACGUGCCUGUAUGUUUGUAUGUGUGUGUGUAUUAAUCUGUCUACAGAUAGCCAUGUUUCAGAAGUGCUUGCGGUUGGAUGAACUUGUGGACGUGCCUUGACUUUAAUUUUCUUUUUUUUUUAUUAUUAUUUUUGUUUGUUUAAAUCGAAAUUUCUGCUGCCUGUUGGCGAGUUUGUCGCUCCGCGGCUGGUGUCGGGUCGGAGGCUGCCCCCCACCCCCACCCCCACCCCACCCCGCCCCCCCGCUGGUCCGCUGCACUGGGCCGGGGGGGGGGGGGAUCGGACUGAGCCAAUCCCAGAAGCAGAACCGGAAAAGGGCCUGUGGACAGCGUCCGCCAGCAGAGAUGCUCUGUACAGUUUGUGUUCCAUUAAACCACUAAUGACCUUGGGCUAUUACAAUACUAAUAAAGCUAAGGCAAGUAUGGAUAAAUAAUA